This is a messenger RNA of Miscanthus lutarioriparius, 627 nucleotides long. The record is from the annotation of a GenBank genome assembly. Lineage: Eukaryota; Viridiplantae; Streptophyta; Magnoliopsida; Poales; Poaceae.
AUGGCUACAGCUUACGCUCCCAUGGCGAGCCAGGUGAUGAAGAGCAGCCUGGUGCACUCGAGGCCGAGGGGUCUGUCAGGCGCUGCGCUCACCAGGCGGCCCCGGUUCACCGUCAGUGCCAUCCAGCCCGAGAAGGCAACGUACCAGGUGGUGCAGCCCAUCAACGGCGACCCGUUCAUCGGGAGCCUGGAGACGCCGGUCACCUCGAGCCCGCUCGUGGCGUGGUACCUCUCCAACCUGCCGGCGUACCGCACCGCCGUGAGCCCGCUGCUGCGGGGCAUCGAGGUGGGCCUGGCGCACGGCUACCUCCUCGUGGGGCCGUUCGCGCUCACGGGCCCGCUCCGCAACACGCCCGUGCACGGCCAGGCGGGCGCGCUCGGCGCCGCGGGCCUCGUCGCCAUCCUCAGCGUCUGCCUCACCAUGUACGGCGUCGCGUCCUUCAACGAGGGGGACCCCUCCACGGCGCCCACGCUCACGCUCACGGGACGGAAGAAGGAGGCCGACAAGCUGCAGACCGCCGACGGAUGGUCCAAGUUCACCGGAGGGUUCUUCUUCGGUGGCAUCUCCGGCGUGCUCUGGGCUUACUUCCUCCUCUACGUGCUCGACCUCCCCUACUACUUCAAGUAG